GAAUAAAAAAUGGUUCCAAUUCGUAUGCUCACCCUCUUCCUUCUGGCUACGCAGCUUUAUUGGUCAUUCACUCAUGGUUCUAGUGACCAAGUUAGAAAGGCGUACAUUGUGUAUUUGGGAGAGGCACCGCCGUUAAGAAGCAAUGCUGUUGUUCAUCAACACAACUUACUUUCUUCAGUAAUUAAAGAUGAGAGUAUUGCCCAACAAGCUAGAAUACAUAGCUACACCAAGAGUUUUAAUGCAUUUGCAGCAAACCUAUUGCCAAAUGAAGUUCAAAAACUUAAAGAGAACGAAAAUGUGGUGUCAGUAUUUCCUAGCAAAGUACGAAAACUUCAUACAACAAGAUCAUGGGAUUACUUAAGAAUGCCUCUCUCAAUAAAGAGAAAUCUUCAAAUUGAAAGUAAUAUUAUUGUUGGAGUAUUAGAUACAGGAGUUUAUAUGGGUGCUCCAAGUUUUAAUGACAAAGGAGUAGGACCUCCUCCAUCAAAAUGGAAGGGUAGAUGCCAAGUAGUAGGCAAGUUUACCGGCUGCAACAACAAGGUAAUAGGUGCAACUUUCUACAACAACGACCCCAAAUUUCCCCAAAGAAAGCCAUCCCCACUAGAUGUUGACGGCCACGGCUCUCACACUUCAUCCACCAUAGCAGGUGCCACAGUAGCAGGCGCAAGCUUGUACGGUUUAGGCAAAGGCACAGCUCGAGGUGGGGUUCCAUCAGCACGCAUUGCAAUGUACAAGGUGUGUUGGCCCGAAGGUUGCAGUGAUAUAGACCUUCUGGCUGGAUUGGAUGAUGCCAUUGAUGACGGAAUUGACGUGCUAUCAAUAUCUAUCGGUGAGGGUUCAAGUGGCUUCUUUGACGAUCCCAUUGCGAUCGGUGCCUUUCAUGCAAUGAAGAAGGGGAUUUUCACAGCAUGUUCAGCGGGAAAUAGCGGCCCAUAUGUGUAUACAGUGCAGAACACAGCUCCUUGGAUAAUGACUGUUGGUGCUGCUAGCAUGGAUAUGGAGUUUAGGACUCCGAUUAAACUUGGAAAUGGCAAGGAAAAUGCUGGACUCUCCAUCAACACAUUUACACCAAAUAAGAAGAUGUACCCUCUAACCAGCGCGGCAAUAGCAGCCAAUAGUACUUUAUCGCCAGGUUCAUCUCCCUGGUAUUGUGAUCAAGGGAAGCUAGACCAGAAAAAAGUCAAUGGAAAGAUUGUGGUAUGCAAAGAAGCAGCAAAUGAAACUUACAUCAAGUCUUUGGGUGGGAUCGGGGUGUUGAUAUCUGUCAUAGGGAAGAUAGAUACGAGCUUUACAACUAUCAUCCCUGAAGCCAUUAUUGAUUUUAGUUUUGGUAACACAACUCUUACAUAUGUCAACUCAACCAAAGUCCCUCAGGCUAUCAUAUACAAGUCCAAAAGAGUUCCCAAUGCUGCUGCACCCUUUGUGGCUUCCUUUUCAUCUCGAGGUCCGACCAUACUCACUAGCACAAUACUUAAGCCGGAUAUAGUGGCACCUGGGAUAGAUAUACUUGCUGCUUACUCUAAACUUGCAUCAUUGACUGGAAGUCCUGAUGACAAUCGGUUUGAUGUAUAUAAUAUAAUCUCUGGAACUUCAAUGUCUUGCCCUCAUGUGGCUGCUGCCGCUGCCUAUGUCAAAUCAUUCCACCCUGAUUGGUCUCCUUCUGCAAUCAAAUCGGCCCUAAUGACAACUGCAACUGAAAUGAAAGUCAAGGAUGGCCUUGCUGAAUUAGCCUAUGGUGCUGGCCAAAUUGACCCGACUAACGCACUGCGGCCUGGUUUGAUCUAUGACUUGUCAACGUUGGACUACAUCAGCUUCCUAUGUAAUGAGGGCUACACUGGGACAAAUCUAAAUUUGUUCACUGAAGAUAAAACCAAUUGCUCAAGUGUCCCUAAAUUUGGAGGAUAUGAUUCCCUAAAUUACCCAACAUUGUAUUAUCAGUAUGAUGACCCUAACUCUACUAUAUCAGCCAUCUAUUAUAGGACAGUUACAAAUGUGGGCUUUAGAAAUUCUACAUACAAGGCAACUGUCACGGCACCGAAGAAUCUCACGGUCACUAUUGUUCCAAACAAACUAUCUUUUACUCAGUUGCACCAGAAAAAAUCUUUCAAGGUUACGCUAAAGGCGCCACCACAAUUCCUCCAAACUUUCCAAUAUACCCAUCGAUCAGCAUCAUUGGAAUGGAGUGAUGGUACACAUAGAGUUAAGAGUCCCAUAUUGAUUUCGCUAUCUCUACCACGAUAGAUGUAGGUGAAAUUUCUUAGGCCUAAUGUCUAAUGAUGUAGGUGUUCUGCUUCUGCCCCCCACCACCAACCCCCCCCUAAAUGCAUUUGUUAUUUGUUAUUCGAUGGUUUUUAUUUCAAUGAAAAAGAAAUAAACAUACAAGUAUUUGUUGUUUA
Molecule: messenger RNA, 2396 nt
Organism: Quercus lobata
Lineage: Eukaryota; Viridiplantae; Streptophyta; Magnoliopsida; Fagales; Fagaceae
Product: subtilisin-like protease SBT4.15
Exons: 11
Coding region: 10-2241 (743 amino acids)
Biological process (GO): proteolysis
Molecular function (GO): serine-type endopeptidase activity
Source: RefSeq, a predicted model, not a curated record